CCCAGGGUACCAAGGGCUUUCCAUCCUCCGCACAGGAUAGAAGACCAGUUCCCACGCACUGGGGUGAUCCACUGUGCAUUUCAGCAACAGAUUACUCUUCCAGGCAAAAUAAAUAAAUAAAACCACAGGCUUUUGUGACGAGCACCAUGCGCAAUGACUAACUCCGUGGUCGGAUCCGAGCGCUGCACAGAAAUUUAGUCCGCAUCAUUCCCUGACAGCUCCCUGAGAGAGGCAGGGCUGGAUUCACAGACUGCAACAGAGCAGCAUGACAGACACAGUGAUGAGCAGCAGCUCAGAUCGCUGGGUGUCCAAUGACAGGCAGAGGAACAUGCACGCUAGUGAUAAAGAACAGGGCAACUGGACCAUGCAGCCAGGCCCCGGUCCCGGUCCAGACCUCACCGAUGAAGAGAAGGAGAUUAUAAACAGUGUGAUCGCCCGUGCUGAGAAAAUGGAGGCCAUGGAGCAGGAGAGAAUUGGGCGUUUGAUAAACCGCCUGGACGACAUGAAAAAGACUGUGUGUGGGGAUGGAGUGUCCCGCUGUUUGCUGUGUGGAGAGCAGCUGGGCUCACCUGGGGUCAGCUCAGUGGUGUGCGAGGACUGCAAAAAGAACAUGUGUACCAAGUGUGGCACACAGUGUGGCAGUCGGCCACGCGCUGUGUGGCUGUGCAAGAUCUGCAGAGAGCAGCGAGAGGUGUGGAAGAGAUCUGGUGCCUGGUUUUUCAAAGGUUUCCCGAAGCAUUUCCUGCCAUCACCGAUGCCAUUAUCUAAAGCAAAAGAGACAGGUGCCCAGGAGGCAGCAGAGCCCCAGAGGCCAAAAGCCUCUGGGCCCAGGGAGACAGUAACCCAACAACAAGCACCAGGUCAGAAUCAAAAUGAGGCUCUUGCCUCUGAACAACAGGUUUCAGGGCCCGAGCCACAGGGCCGUCCUGGUUACCCACCUGUGGCCCCUAAACCAGUUAUGCGCAUGGCCUCAGGCGGGGCUGGCCCAGAAGAGGCCGGGCAGGGCAGCCCAGUGGUGAUGAAGAAGAUGGUGCCUGUCCAGAGCACCAGACCACAGCCUUGUGCAUCUACCAACGUGACGCAGCAGGGUUCAAUGGUCGGAGAUGGAGGUGCUUACUCUUCUGGUGCAGUUCCUCCAGAGCAGAGAGCGCCUCCUGCAGUGAGAGAGGACAGGAGGCAGCCGACUGCCUAUGGUGCCCCUCCUGCCCGACAGCAACCUCCCCCAGCUGACGAGGAGGAGGAAGUCAAUGACUAUGACUCGGAUGAAGCCACCACUCUGGGCUCUCUAGAGUUCAGUCUUCACUAUGAACAGGAAAGCAACAGCCUCCACUGUACCAUCCUCAAAGCAAAGGGACUGAAACCCAUGGACUCAAAUGGACUGGCAGAUCCUUAUGUCAAGCUUCAUCUGCUGCCAGGGGCUAGUAAGUCGAACAAGCUGCGCACAAAGACACUGAGAAACACCCGCAACCCUGUGUGGAAUGAGGCGCUCACCUACCAUGGCCUGACAGAUGAGGACAUGCAGCGUAAGACCCUCAGGGUCUCUGUCUGUGACGAAGACAAGUUUGGGCAUAAUGAGUUUAUCGGGGAAACCCGAGUGGCACUGAAGAAACUGAAGAUGAAUCAGAAGAAAAACUUCAACGUGUGUCUAGAGAGAGUUGUGCCUACAAAGAAAACCGCAACAGCCGGCACAGCCAGAGGGAUCGCUCUCUACGAGGAUGAGCCGGGGAAAGACGGCACAGAGGUAGAAGAGCGUGGUCGGAUUCUGAUAUCCCUGAUGUACAGCACCCAGCAGAACCGCCUCAUUAUAGGCGUUGUGCGCUGCGUCCAUCUGGCGGCCAUGGAUGCGAAUGGUUACUCGGACCCAUAUGUCAAAAUAUGUCUGAAGCCUGACAUGGGGAAGAAGGGAAAGUGCAAAACACAAAUCAAGAAGAGGACUCUGAACCCAGAGUUUAACGAGGAAUUCAGUUUCGACAUCAAACACAGUGAACUGGCCAAGAAGACGCUAGAUAUAUCAGUGUGGGAUUACGAUAUUGGGAAGUCCAAUGACUACAUAGGUGGAUGUCAGUUGGGUAUCACUGCCAAGGGAGAGAGGCUGAAGCACUGGUAUGAGUGUUUGAAGAACAAAGACAAGAAGAUUGAGCGCUGGCACACCUUGUUAAAUGAGAAUCACGUUGCUAGUGAUUAACCACUUGCCCCAUCGCACCAUACAGCAUGUGCUCAUACUAUCCUUCCUAGCUGGCUUGCAUUUAUCUCCUGAUCAACUUUUUUUUAACCAUGUUCUUGUUUAUUACUUAAUCUUCUGUAUUCACUGCUCCCGUUUGGCCUCCUCCCCGAGUUAGUAUACUGUUCUGUCCCGUUUCCUUAUAAACGAUUCCUCUGCCUACACUGAUACUUAAUCUGCCUCUGGUACAAAUCAUGGCGCAAAUGAAUUAGAAAUUUUUGUUAAUAUAGCUGAGACAUCUGUCAGCAAGGCCAUCACGCCUGUCAGCGAUGUUACACGUUGUGCCGAACUUGACACGUUCUUCGCAAAGGAAAAUGAUGUUUGACUUGCACAGAAGAAGAAAAGCAAUAUGCUACGACAUCUGUCACAACCUUUGCUCAAGCUUAAAAAAAGGCUCGACAGAGCUCACGCUUAAAAUUUAUUAGACUGUAAAGGUAUUAUCUUUGUUUUCUCACGUGAUGACAUCACGCUAUAGUGUAACACUUGACCUGUAUAAGCAUGUCACGCCACACACAACACUACAUGCAGCUGCACCUUCAGAUACUUCAACUUUCUCAGCAUAUUGUAUAUUACCAUGAAGAAAUGUUUACAUAAUGAUACAUUGCUCAGGUUAGUAUAGACAUCUGAUUACAACAGAUGAUUCAUAAGUCAGUGGACCAUGAGCUAGAUCAAUCUUCAAUCAGUUGCUGUUAAUUUGUGAUUUAAAAUUAGAGCACUUAGUUUAAACCAGGAGGUUUUUUUCUGUAUGGUAAUUUAAACUGUGAACUCUGAGUUUGUGGAAAGUAUUAACUAUGUGUUUAGAGAAACUGAAAAAUGAACCGUGAUGUUUACUUUCCAGUUGAUUUCUUUGUCGCGGUGAGAACUGGCAGGAAACAAACAAACAAACAAAAAGAACUUCAUCCUGCUACCUCUACUCCUCUGAAGCUAGCGGUUCACCCUGACACCUCAGAGGUUUUCUACUGCAGUGUUUACAUGGAAUGCACAGAGUCAGGUUUCUUACAGCUUUCCCUAACAAAUUUGGCUGCUCCGCUUAACAAGCAGAGAAGGCUGGACAGGUUAUGUCAUUAGUAUGUGCAGCUUUACCUGCAUGCACUGUGCUUGUGACUCUUGUGUGCCUGGGGCAGUCAUGGCCCGCUUUUACCCCGAUGUACCCUUUGCACAAAACAGCCUCCCCCACCCUCCUCGGUCUGCCACACCCCAAUCAUUCAAGGCUUUAGUGUGCGUUUGUUCAAUGAUUACAAAAAACCAAGGAAAGCACACCUUACAAAGUGGAUCGACCUCAAUUUAUACAGCUGUCUGCAAGUUAUUCCAAUGUCAUAACAAAGACGAAAACAAAAAGAUUCUAUGCAUGAAAUGUCUUGUUGUUCAAGAUACAGAUACAUAUAUAUAUGUACUUUGUAAGAAAUCAAUGCUAUUGUAAUUCCAUCAAUGUUUACACUUCUCCCCCACAACAUUCCUGUUAAUACUUUAUAUACAACAGGGCAUAUUCUGCAUGACUAUAACGACUAUGGUGUAAUCUGAAUAAACUGGUUUGUUAGCAUCCACAGGAUAGACUAAUAAUCAGCUGAGCACAUCAUAAUAUGACCAUGUCCAACUCUAUCGGUAGCAGACUAUGACAUUAAUCUUAUACUUUGAACGAGAGGUCCUGUACAUAAAAUCUUUCCAGCGUCUUGUUUUCUCUGUAAAACCACUCUGCCCCCUCGUGGCAGUUAUUCAGACGCCCUCCAGUCCCGCAUUUGUGCUAUUUCAGCCACAGUGAUCGUCAAAUGAUGAUCGGCAUUUUGCUGUUUCAAAAAGCAAAACGAGCAUAAAACAAAAGCAGGCUUUCUCCUGAGCUACACCCACACCUGUCUUCUUCUUCUUUCAGCCAGUUCAGUGGAAUGUUUCUUCUUUAAUCUCUGUAUUUGUACAUAGAUAGUGCAUGCAACGGAAAGGUGUAUGUUUGCAAAUAACUUUGCAUGUAAAGAUUUUGCAGAGAGUUUACACAGAUCAAUAAAGUCUAAGGAAAAAAACAA
Messenger RNA from Pundamilia nyererei, 4236 nucleotides. RefSeq names its product rabphilin-3A. Gene Ontology annotation, cellular component: extrinsic component of synaptic vesicle membrane; neuron projection; synapse. The record is from RefSeq and is a predicted model, not a curated record. Gene Ontology annotation, molecular function: small GTPase binding. The transcript has 19 exons. Bases 266 to 2185 code for a protein of 639 amino acids. Gene Ontology annotation, biological process: regulation of calcium ion-dependent exocytosis; spontaneous neurotransmitter secretion; exocytosis. Lineage: Eukaryota; Metazoa; Chordata; Actinopteri; Cichliformes; Cichlidae.